CAGUGCAGUCAAUAUGGCGGCACCCAUUCCUUCCCUAAGUUUCACAUUUAGCGACACAAUUUGACCUGAAUUACGAGUGUAAUAUUGUAUCAUCUUAUCGAUAUUUAACGGUGGUGAUGUCCAGACUGGCUGUAGUGUUUGGUGGUUCUCGUGGCAUUGGGCGAGCAGUUUCUCGGCUGCUGGCACAGAGGGGUCAUAGGGUUGUUCUGCUGUCCAGGAGCAAGGAGGCUGCACAGGCUACUGCUGAAUCUCUGCCCGGAGGAAAUCAUUUGGGUCUUAGCUGUGAUGUUUCUAAAGAAGAAGAUGUUCAGAGAGCAUUUGAGACCAUCAGUAAGAACUGUGGCACUGUGGGAUACCUGGUUAACGCGGCUGGCAUCAACAGAGAUGCAUUGUUACUGAGGAGUAAAUCUGAAGACAUGCUGUCUGUUCUGCAGACCAACCUACUGGGCUCAAUGCUCACGUGCAGAGGUGCUUUACGCAGCAUGCUCAGCCACGGAGGAGCUAUUGUCAACAUUGGCUCUGUGGUGGGUGUGAAGGGUAACUCCGGCCAGUGUGUUUACAGUGCCAGUAAAGCUGGAUUGGAGGGAUUCACUCGCUCUCUGGCAAAGGAAGUUGCUACCCGGAAUAUACGAGUGAACUUGGUGGCUCCAGGAUUCAUUCUGACGGACAUGACGGCAGCACUGGAGAAGGAAGAAGUAGCAAAGAGAAUUCCACUGGGACGUUUUGGGGAACCUGAAGAGGCGGCCCAGGCUGUCCUUUUCCUCCUGGAGUCCCCUUACAUCACAGGACAGGUUCUGCUCGUGGACGGAGGACUACGACUGGCAUUGUGAUGAAAACAUGUGAUCUGACUGAGUCACUGAAGUGUUAAAGUGGAUUCUUUUGUUUUGCUGAUAAAGCACAAAUCUGUAUUUACACAUUGAAUCAAAGCUUAUUGUUCACCUCCCCAUCUCUACAUGGAAAUCUGAAUCACACAAAACCGUGUAAGAGUAGUUGUUUCGGCCCAUCUGGAUUGGAUUAAUGUUAUUUUUAGCACACUGGAGUUUUGGUUGCAUGUUCCAUUCUUGGGAUGAUAGAGGUCACAGGUCAACAUUUGGGGGAUAUGACUAGCUUUUUGAUGUCAGUUAUUUUCAGGAUCCAAAUAAGCUAGGCUACAUUACACUUACAAAUGAGCCAAACCCCUAACCCCUUUAAACGAUUGUUUAGAAAAAAUAAAAAUAAAAUGUGACAUCGGGCCUUCUCGCCACAUUAAAGUGCAGAUCAUCAAAAAGCUCAUUCAGCUUUAUUGAGAGAUGUUUUUGCCAAGAGCAAUUGGACUCAACCCAGACUCAAUACUUUCAGAGACAUUUAUUUAAUGUACUAUUCAUAAACCAGAAGAGAAGAAGGAGAACAGUCCGUAUACAGGCACAGGUUGGCUUGGAAAUCAGAAAAUAUUGCAAAAAAAAAAAAAAGCCUCAUAAAAUCUGACUAAUUUGAAGGAUAAACAGCUGUGUCAGAAAGAGCAUAUUCAAUCAUAGGCUUACAUGUAUACAUUCUGCUAUAUUUUGUGUAUAUACUGUACGUUGCAAGUGUGUGAGA
Molecule: messenger RNA, 1575 nt
Organism: Pimephales promelas (fathead minnow)
Lineage: Eukaryota; Metazoa; Chordata; Actinopteri; Cypriniformes; Leuciscidae
Gene: cbr4
Product: carbonyl reductase 4
Biological process (GO): fatty acid biosynthetic process
Molecular function (GO): oxidoreductase activity, acting on the CH-OH group of donors, NAD or NADP as acceptor; quinone binding
Source: RefSeq, a predicted model, not a curated record